This is a messenger RNA of Salpingoeca rosetta, 5134 nucleotides long. RefSeq lists its product as uncharacterized. The record is from RefSeq and is a predicted model, not a curated record. Gene Ontology annotation, molecular function: cysteine-type deubiquitinase activity; cysteine-type endopeptidase activity. NCBI's taxonomy places the organism in Eukaryota, Choanoflagellata, Craspedida, Salpingoecidae. Gene Ontology annotation, cellular component: nucleus; cytosol. The transcript is spliced from 7 exons. The coding region runs from base 356 to 5134 and encodes 1592 amino acids. Gene Ontology annotation, biological process: protein deubiquitination.
UCCACAGCCACACAAGAAGACAGAGCGCGUUCGCCUGCUCUUGCUCGCUCGCUCGCCUUCAUCUUUGUGUGGACGUGCUGCAGCUGCACGCUUCAUCACUCAUCGAACAGCUGCUGUUCGGCAGAGCAAGGAAGCACGCCUUGUUCUCCUUGUUUGCAGUGUUGACACAGACGCUGCCGCUGCCGUCGCACACACAUCGACACAUCGACACAUGCGCGCGCACACACACACACACGUACACCUUGAUUGACUGCGCCCUUUUUCGAUUUCGCACGCUCUCUCUAUCGCACGGGCUCGCUGGUCGACAGCCGACAAGCAUAAGCGCGCCUCACACGCUGCCCCUUCCUCGACAACAAUGCCAAGCCAUCAUGGCGUAGACCCACCCCAACACCAAGAUGAGCACCAGCAACACCGUGAUCCCUUCCAUAUCACAAACCCUUUCUUAAGCAGUAGCAGCACCAGGCACCGAUCAGGGCCGGCAACACGGCCUAUGCAGCCGCCUGCACAGGCAAGCCCGUUCCCAUCGCUGGCUUCUUCAUCUUCGGCGACCACAGCACCGCCAACACCGGCACCAGCGACACCAGCAGCCAUGUCGACAGGGCCAUCACCCAGCCCACAUGCCGUGGAGGGCAGAUCAGCAUCAGCGCCGGGUUCGCGCCCUUCCAGCACCCUCUCCCGCACACCGAGCCGUGAACCACUCACCAUCGUCAAUACCUCUGCAGACACCCGCUGGCAGCCACAACCGCGUCCCUGUCGACCGCGGGGCCGGCCCUCCCACAAUGCCGACGCCACCGCUGCCGCCACCGACGCCACCGCCGACAGCACUGCUGAUGGCGCAAACAGUACCAGGGGCAGCGGUGACGGCGCGCGUGGUGAUGGUGCGCAUAAUGGCGUGAGGGCCCCGCGAUUUCGCCGCUCUGCUGGGGGUGUGGAGAACACAGAUCCAGACCUGUGGGGCAUCCUACUCGAACAGCAGCAGCAACAGCAGCAUCGACGGCGCCGACGCACAGCGAGUGUGGGCGGUGGUGGUGACGCUGGUGACGUGUUCAGCUUUGACACCUCUGCAGCCCCUUCUUCAUCGUCGCUCGUAUCCACCGCACGCUCUGCUUCUGCCUUGUCAAUGGUACCCCCUGCAUCUACAGCAACGUCCACAACAUCAGCAGUGCCACCUUCAUCCUGGCCCCAACAACAACAGCCGCAACAGCACAAUGUGGCGUCAUCAUCAUCAUCAUCAGCAGCAGCAGCACUGUCAUCAUCGUCAUCAUCAUCAUCAUCAUCGUCAUCAUCAUCAGCAGCACUGUCAUCAUCAUCAUCAUCAUCCACUGUGUCGACAAGCGGGCGGGGCUGGAAGCUGUCGUUUCCCCGCGGGCUUCGCGGCGGCGGCGGCGGCCCACCCCGGUCCCCUCCUCGUUCUCGGGCGCGAUUGAGCACGUCGGCAGCACGUGGCGGGGAUGAUGUACGGGCCAACACCACGCAGACCGCGGCAACAGCAGCAACAACAGCGAACGGAGGACGGAAAAGACGAAGCAAAAAGAGUGGAGACGUCGGCGACCCAAUUCUACUCAUGGACGAUUGUGAUGACGAGAACGACGACAGUCGCGAGAACAACAACGGUCAUAUUGGCGGCAGUAGUGACAACGAUGGUGCCAGAGGCGACAGCAGCGGUGACAGUGGCCCGAGCGAUACUGGUCGAGUUAUUUCUAUUGAUGAUGCAGGCGGCGAUGGGAGCGGUGAUGUUGUUGAGAUUGUGGACAGCAGUGGCAGCGCGCCCUCAACACAGCUGACAGACAGCACGGAUUCGAACGAGUCUCGGGCGGACAAGGAAAACAUCGCGGCAAGGGCCGCUAGGAUGGCAAUGGAAGAAGAGGAAGAAGCAGAAGAAGAGGAAGAGGAAGAGGAAGAGGAAGAAGAGGAAGCUAUCCCGGCUGCCAUCCCCAUCACCUCAUUCAUGUGCAGCAGCCUCGAUGAGUACAAGUUUUCCCGCGGAAACAGAACAGCAAAAGGAAGCAGCGCCUCCAGCAGUCAGCUGCGGCGCUCGGGAAUAAUCGAACCAUCCUCCUCCUCCUCAGCAUCAUCAUCAUCAGCAGCAGCAGCAGCAACAACAACAGCCGCAGCAGUACCGUCAUCAUCAUCGUCAUCGUCGUCGUCACGCGGCCCUGCACCGAAGAAGCCAAAGCAGCAGUCGCUCAUGUCCGGAUUUCGACGCCCAGCGCACACGAGCAGCAGCAGCAGCAGCAGCAGCAGCAGCAGCAACAGCAGCAGCAGCAACAGCAGCAGCAGCAACAGGGCUGGUGGCAGCACGUUGGGGACGGAGAGCGUGUGGGACGUCAUGACGCAGUCAUCGCCACAGCGUGAUGCAAGACGGCGGAAUGCGGAGGACGGGAGGCGGAAGCGUGAGGGCCAUGGAGGGUCACCGCUGAUCCGGGCAACAGAAUCUGCACGGUCCCAGCUGGAGGCGAUGGACGAGUUGGAUGCGCUUGGUAUGGCACGGGGUCGUCGUGCGCUCCGUGAGAGGGAGGGGGAUAUGCAGACGACCAGCAGUAGCAGCAGCAGCAGCAGCAGCAGCAGCAGUAGCAGUCGUCAUCGUCACGUUGAUGAUGUUGAACAUAAGCAAAGGAGCAGAGGCAUGGGUAUUGUGGAUCAAGUGCGGCAACGCAGCAGCAACAGCAGCAGCAUUAACAGCAGCAGCAACAGCACGACGCAGAUGGUGCCGACGCGUGUUGCGCCGCUGUCGAGUGGCAAGGACACCUCAAGACGCGUUCUGUUUUCCGCCACGAAGAGGAAGAAGAAGGCCGCCCACGACCAGCCGCAGUCCUCGUCGUCGUCGUCGUCAUCAUCAUCGUCGUCCUCAUGGCCAUCGUGGUCACGCAAGCAGCAAGGAAAGGGCGGCAAGGGCGAUAUGGGCGCGUCAACGCUGGGCCUGAGUCUUGAAUCCCUGAAACCGCUUGCGAGCUUCUGUGGUAUUCGCAAUCUGGGCAACACGUGCUACCUUGCCUCCACACUCCAGGCGCUUCGCUUUGUCGACACCUUUCGCACCUGCCUCACCCAGUGCACAACCAAGCCCGUGCCCGGCUGCGGUGAGGCCGCCAUCAAGCGCGAAUCAACGUUCCUCGCGGAGCUGAUUGACUUACUUGAUCGCAUGGAGUUCUUGGAGCAGCAGGAGCAGACCAUCUCCCCGAUCACCGCCAUUGAGCAGUUGCAUGUCAGCCCUUCCUCCGUCAAGCGCCAGCUCGGGGUAUCGAAUGCGAGCUUUGACAACGUGUACCAGCACGAUGCGCAGGAGUUUCUCCUGUUUCUUCUGGACGAGCUCGAGCGAGCACAGAAGGCGGCCAUUGCCAGCGCUGCCGUGACCGCGGCGCCGUGCGUGCAGCAGAUGCUCAGCGGCGUCAUAUCGGAGACGACGCGCUGCUGCACGUGCGAGCGGGUGGUGCGACACGAGACCAUGAGCACCGUGCUCACACUCCACUUUCCCGAGUCGCAGGUCACGACGGCGACAACAACGACGACGGAUUGGCGCAUGCAGGACCACCGCACGUUUUCUGUGAUGACGCUGCUCGACCACCACUUUCGCGAGGAGCGACUGGAUGGCGAGAACAAGCGGCACUGCAGCGACUGCGGUGGGAAUCAGGAGGCGACGUGUGUCACCCGUCUCAAGCGCCCACCACGCGUCCUCAUGCUCCACAUCAACAGAUGCACCCGCCCAGGGUUCAAGAUCAAAGCGCCCGUGCAUGCGCCGCCUGUGAUGCGCCUCAAGCCAUUGUGGUUGGACGCGUCCACGCCGCCCCGCUCGUACCGCCUUGCCAGCGUCGUCUUCCACACGGGAUCAAGCGCGGCCAGCGGCCACUACUUUGCCGUUGCGCGCAACCCUGCCCUGGAGGGCAAGCUGCCGCGGAAGAAGGCCCUCUCGCCUCCGCCGCUGCCAGCUUCGACAUUACAUCGGGCGACGACGGCAGCUGCGACACCAAUGCCACGCAUCUCCGCAUUGUCCGCCAGGCAACCAUCUGCAACCGCACCACCGCCAUCGCCACCGCCACCGACACGUCGGUCGUCGUCGUCGUCGUUCGUGUCGCCACCUCGCAUGGCCGCGAGCGCCAAACCCGACGCAUCAUCGCCGCUGUCCAAGUUGGAACAAUCGCGUCCACAGCCCGUGGCAACAACAGCAUCAUCAUCAGCAGCAGCAACAGCAGCAUCAGCAGCAGCAGCAACAGCAGCAUCAUCAACAGCAUCAGGAGCAGCAUUAACAGGAUCAUCAUCGCGUGGCCGUCGUGAUGGCGGUGCGAACCCGUUUACGACGCAGCGCAGUACUGCCACGUCGAAAUUGCGGGCAGCAGGCCUAGGGAGUGCUCAUGGUGGUGUGGGCUCAGCUGCAAAACCAGCAACAGCAGCAGCAACAAACAAGAGCAGCAACAAGAACAGCAGCAGCAGCAGCAGCAGCAAAGGCCAUCGUGAUGCUGGCGGGAGUAUUGUUGUCGGUGAUUCGCCGUUGAAGCGAGCAAAGCGGAGCCAGGUGUCGAAUCCACACACGCGCAUGCGACUGUCGCUUGACGCAUCGCCGCCUAAGCAGCAGAGCGCAUUCAGCCGCAAGCCGAUUGGCGACUUGCUGUCGUCUCGCAUGCGCGGUGCAACGUCCAAGAACAUUGUGCUCUCGAACAAUCCGCUCGGCCGCCCGCUCGGCGCUCUUGGCCGCACGACAACACCGUCGUCAUCAUCAUCGUCGUCACCGUUGGCUUCCUCCCGGGUCUCGAGCAACAAAGAGAACCAGCGUGGCGGAGAUGGCCUCACCUCAUCGUCUUCAUCAUCGUCGCGAAAGGGCCGCGGGUUUGGACUCAAGGGCGGUUGGGACCUGCGGCUACGUGGCGGCGGGUACUCCAAGCUGCUGCCAUCGUCGUCGUCGUCGCCAAGCAAGAGAGCAAACGACACUGGCAAGAACAGCGCCAACGCUGAUGGCGGUGACAGCGGUGAUGGCGAUGUGACCCCGCAGCCAGCGCCCGUGCACGCGAGCCAGCGGCGAUGGCUGCAGCUGAAUGACAGCGAGGUGACAUACCUGUCGCAGCCCGAAUUUGAUGCAAUGAUGAAGAAGAGUGGCACCAAGGCCGAGGCAUACCUCAUCUUCUACGAGGCCAUUGACGAAUGA